This is a messenger RNA of Paraglomus occultum, 708 nucleotides long. Lineage: Eukaryota; Fungi; Glomeromycota; Glomeromycetes; Paraglomerales; Paraglomeraceae. The record is from the annotation of a GenBank genome assembly.
AUGAAGGCGACGGAGGAACACGAAAAAACUCUGUUUAUAGACGACGAAGAAGUUUCACAGGUCAAGCUAAUAGCGAAUGUUUGUUCCGUUAGCGUAAAUCCGUCGUGCACGACGUAUACUUUGGGAGAUGGUACUGGUAUUAUAAGGGCAAAGGAAUGGCAUGCCGACGAUGAAUCGGCGUUUAACAGAGAACGAAUUAUGGUGAACACUUAUGUUCAAACUUUCGGAAAUGUAAAAGCUAUAGAGACGGAAAGAUACAUUUCUAUAUUCCAAAUAAGACCCAUCAAAGACCAUAACGAGUUAACUCAUCAUUACCUCGAAGUCUUGAGUGUUCAUCUGUCAAUCACACGUGGCUCUCUUCCUCCGCCGCAACAGACUCUUCCAUCUUCGAGCUUUUCUAGUCAAUCGGAAUCAUCUUCUUUAUCUUAUCUGCCUUUUUCGUACUCUAAUAACGUUUCGGGGAUUCUCCAUAACGACGAAGGCUUCGUCUCGCCUUUACACAAAGAGAUACGUAGACUAGUCCGACAAUGGGGAAAUACCCGCAAGGGAGCGGGAGAAAACGAUGACGGCAUGGAGAUUAAUGAGCUAGUGCUCAGGCUACAGAGUACGUACGGCCGAGACACUGUAAGAGACGGUGUUCAGUGGAUGAUAAAUGAAGGUCAUCUGUACACUACCAUGGACGAAGAACACGUCCGGGUUACGGAAUGA